AUGGGCUACAGUUGGUAUUUAGGUCCACUCUAUGAGAAUGAUGAAAUCGAACCUAAAUUCACUCUUUCUUUCACUCAACAGCCUGGCAUGAGGCAUCAGGCAGAGCGUGUGCAGCAUUCCCGUGACCUGCGUGUGAUUGAGGCCUAUCGUGAGCGCUGUAAAACACAGGAGAUCACCAACAUGCUCUCUCAGGCCAUCACUACCAAACACACUCUCUAUGCCACGCUCGGAACGGCAGAGUUCUUCGAAUUUGUGCUCAAGAAUCCAUUCAACGUUCCGCAGACUGUCACUAUUGAAUGUGAUGACCCAGAGCUCAGUGUAAUCGUGAAAACUGAGGAGUGGAGAUAUUUCAAGGAGUUGACGAAGACUCUGACUCCUCUAGAGGAGGAGCUGUUUCACCUAAAGGAGAGUACACUGACUACACAGGUUUACCUGCGACCCAAAGAUAGCGUCCAUGUCCCCUUCAAGUACCAGACCUUCAUCUGUGGUCACACCUUCCCUCUUCAGGAUACAAAAAGCUUAAAGACUUCAAGAAGUCCACAGAUGGCUCAGAAACAUCUGUCCAAUACAAUUCAUGCCAAAUCCAUCAAGGUGCUGUUCCGCGGGGAAGACAGAAAGCCUCUGGCGAUCUGCCAGGUGGAUGUUGAACCCAUGCCACAUGUGGUGGACCAGGCCUUCCGUUUCUACCAGCCUGAACUCACCUUCCUAAAGAAGGCCAUUCGCCUGCCUGCAGCCUGGGACGACACAGCAGAUGGUUCUGCCACCCUCCAUGUGCGCUGCAGCGACCCCAAUGUCAUCUGCCACACCACCAACCUGGUUGCAAGCGAUCUGCUUGUCUUCCAGGUGCUGUUCCGCGGGGAAGACAGAAAGCCUCUGGCGAUCUGCCAGGUGGAUGUUGAACCCAUGCCACAUGUGGUGGACCAGGCCUUCCGUUUCUACCAGCCUGAACUCACCUUCCUAAAGAAGGCCAUUCGCCUGCCUGCAGCCUGGGACGACACAGCAGAUGGUUCUGCCACCCUCCAUGUGCGCUGCAGCGACCCCAAUGUCAUCUGCCACACCACCAACCUGACUCCAGGAGAACCACAGGAUGUUUACCUGAAAGUACCUGGUAGCCCAAGUCCACAGAUUAGGAAAUUCUUCAUCACCAUUUUCACUGACCCUUGGCUGGCCUCCCCUGUGCAGAUCUGGCAGGUAUACGUGCAUUACCUGCAAAGGAUGGACCUGAGCUGUGUGUGUGGCACUCUGAGCUGGCAUUCGCUGGUUCUGCACGGCACACAAACCAUUCGCAGGGUCAAGUGCUACACGUCGCAUCCCCUCGAGCUGCAGAUGGAUCCAGGUGAAGUUUUUGCUCUUCCUGCUCAGGGAGUUCAGUAUGUCUGCGUGAGUCUGAGGGCUCUGCGCCCUGGAAGCCGUUUCUUUUACCUCAAUGUAGUCGACGUGGACACUCAGCAGCUAGUUGCCUCCUGGCUGCUGUGUAUCACAUGUCGACAGCCUGUAAGGUGA
This is a messenger RNA of Sinocyclocheilus grahami, 1503 nucleotides long. Its product is annotated as nephrocystin-4-like. The transcript has 11 exons. The coding region runs from base 1 to 1503 and encodes 500 amino acids. Gene Ontology annotation, cellular component: ciliary basal body; non-motile cilium; ciliary base. Gene Ontology annotation, biological process: negative regulation of canonical Wnt signaling pathway; protein localization to ciliary transition zone. Lineage: Eukaryota; Metazoa; Chordata; Actinopteri; Cypriniformes; Cyprinidae. The record is from RefSeq and is a predicted model, not a curated record.